AUGUCGCAUCUGCAAACGCCAUCCAGUCAGUCCUCUCCAUCACCUGUUGCUUAUGCAUCAGGAGUUUCUGGUGGUGCACCCAGUACACCGACACAGCGAACUCCCAUGUAUCCUCAAACACCAAUUGCUACUUCUCAACCUCAUCCAUCUAGACCACAACCUUCGCAGUACCCACCACCGUCUUGCUAUCAACCAAAAGGACAACAGCAUAUGCAGUAUCCUGUACAGUCUCCUGUUUUUCGGCAACAGCAGCCUCAAUCGGUGUCAGUUCGAACCUACCUUGGCAACCAACCAUCCUCAAUGCCUGCAUCCCAAUCUUAUAGUUAG
This is a messenger RNA of Thelazia callipaeda (thelaziosis nematode), 327 nucleotides long. The record is from the annotation of a GenBank genome assembly. NCBI's taxonomy places the organism in Eukaryota, Metazoa, Nematoda, Chromadorea, Rhabditida, Thelaziidae.